Messenger RNA from Cladophialophora immunda, 2760 nucleotides. RefSeq lists its product as uncharacterized. Gene Ontology annotation, molecular function: structural constituent of cell wall. NCBI's taxonomy places the organism in Eukaryota, Fungi, Ascomycota, Eurotiomycetes, Chaetothyriales, Herpotrichiellaceae. The record is from RefSeq and is a predicted model, not a curated record. Gene Ontology annotation, biological process: fungal-type cell wall organization. The coding region runs from base 1045 to 2418 and encodes 457 amino acids. The transcript is spliced from 7 exons. Gene Ontology annotation, cellular component: fungal-type cell wall.
UGGCACUAAUGCAUCCUUCGACUCGUCCCCCCUCUCCGCGGCCAACUCAGACUUUCCAGGCGAAAGUGAGCGAAUUGAGAAUACGAAAAGAGAUGGAACAGUCAAGAGGAGGACACGGCAACCUUGCAGUGGCUAUCCCAAGUCGGUACGCUGGACUGGCCGCCUCGCAUCUCGUUGAGCGGGAAUGGCAACCUCAACCCCCGACGACGUCUAUGACAGGUCGGAAUCACACCAUACGAAAGUCUAAAGAUCCCUCUCCAGCUCAUUCCCCGCCUUGCUAAAUCGAAUUGGCCGGCCAGAGCUCCCAGAGGAGGCUUCAAAUGCACCAUCUGAUGCUUCAUGUCUCAGAGGUUACACACUUCUCGCACCGGCCUCCUGAGUCUAUUUCGUCAUUGACUGAUCUCGGUGGUUCACAAGGGGUGGGGCGGCAAGCUCUCUCUCUGCCGUCUAUCCUUCUUCGCCUUGAGGGCUCGCCGUCAACCACUCAAACAGACUUUUUCUGACUACAGCAGACAUGCCAAAUAACGAAGCCUGCUCGAAGAGGAGCUCCUUCGCGGCACGACGAUCGCCAAGACGUGAGCAUCGAAUGGCGAUCCAAGCGACCACACCAUCCGCAUACUGCGUGCGGGGUUGACAGGAAAAAGCACGCUUUUUGGAUUCAAGCUACACCGAGAGCAGUGGUGUGCUGGAAAAUGGUGGAGAGAACGUGCAUUGGACUCUCAACACUAACAUCAACGUCCACCCACUGGCCGGCUGUCACGGACGACCUCUUCAUGCAACAUUGACUCUCAUUCGACUGUCAUGGAACCGCUAGGAUUGCUUCGAAUGUCUUCUUUUGGCGAGCUUCCGCUUUCACAAAGCUCUCAUAAAAACCAUCCCGCUCAGUCGCCGUUCUCUUCUUCCUUUCCUCUCCAGAGUGCUGCCCAUUGUAUACUCCCAAUCCUCCGGUGAGACACUGAUCAUUCGCUUCAGAGUCUACCAACCUUCGUUGAGAUCGAGGCCCUCGUGUCAGCAACAAACAAUCCCAUCUGCACCACUCCAACUAUGCGUACAUUCGCUCUUCUCACGGCUUUGGCCGUCUCCGCCCUGGCUUCACCCCUCCCGCAGGGUGUGACCUCUGCAAUUGCUCCAUCCUCUCCAGCUCCCGGAGGCUGCCAGCCCUCGUACAGCGGCAGCUUCGAGAUCACUGUCGUGAACGUGUCGUCUUCGGCAGCUAAACGAGAUCUGCACGAGCGUCAAACCUCUGGAGUCCUCACCCUCACUCUCGCCGACUCCGUUUUGAAAGACCAAGCCGGACGUACUGGCUAUAUUGCUUCAAACUAUCAAUUCCAGUUUGACAACCCCCCACAAGCAGGAGCUAUCUACACAAGCGGUUUCUCCCUCUGCUCCAACUCUAGCCUUGCAUUGGGUGGCUCUGCCAUCUGGUAUCAAUGUUUGAGCGGAUCAUUCUAUAAUCUAUACGACCGAGAUUGGGCCCCCCACUGCGUGCCAAUCUAUAUCUACGCCCUGAUCGGAUCCUCGGCUCCACCAGCGACACAAGCGUCGGAUGGUCAGCCGGUAGCGACCACUGUCGUCCCCUCUGUCACUCAGCUCACGGAUGGCCAACCCCAGGUCACUUCGGCGGUCGUUACUCAGAUCUCAGAUGGACAGCCUCAGGCUACCACCGGUGUCCCCGUUACGCAGAUCAGCGAUGGCCAACCGCAAGCAACGACUGGCGUACCUGUCACCCAAAUCUCGGACGGACAGCCACAAGCUCCCAGCGGAACGCCAGUAUCUCAGAUCAGCGAUGGCCAACCACAGGCUCCAACUGGUGCCCCUGUUACCCAAAUCUCUGAUGGCCAGCCGCAAGCUGCUACCGGUACUCCAGUCACUCAGAUUAGUGACGGGCAACCUCAAGCCCCAACUGGCACGCCAGUGACUCAAAUCAGCGAUGGGCAACCCCAGGCACCGACCGGCGCCCCCGUGAGCCAGAUCAGCGACGGACAACCUCAAGCACCUACGGGCACUCCCGUCACUCAGAUCAGUGAUGGACAGCCGCAAGCCCCAACGGGAGCUCCUGUGAGCCAGAUUAGUGAUGGUCAGCCUCAGGCUCCUACGGGCACUCCCGUUACCCAGAUCAGUGACGGCCAACCCCAAGCACCCACUGGCGCACCUGUGAGCCAGAUCAGCGAUGGACAGCCUCAGGCUCCUACUGGCACGCCAGUCACUCAGAUUAGUGACGGACAACCCCAAGCACCAACGGGUGCUCCUGUCACUCAGAUCAGCGAUGGUCAGCCUCAGGCAGCGACGAGCGUUGCUGCUGCGUCGACCACGACCUCGGUCGCUCCUGCGACGUUCACCGGCGCCGCAUAUCGGCCCGAGUUCCCCGGAGGAAUUGCUGUCGUUGCGGGUAUUGCAGGCGCCGUUGCCCUUCUGUAGGGUUAAAGAUGAGAUAUCGUCGGCCACCGCCCUUCCCUCUCCGUAUCUCGUGUCUCCUGAUCAACGUCAACUGAAUUCACGGACCUACCGUCUCCUACGCUCUCUCUUACAACUCGUACUGAACAUUCGCGAACCAUGUACCUUAAUUCUGCUACCUUGUGCACAGCAUUGGAUCUGCAUAUGGAUGGAAAAAGAAGCAUGAAGAAACAAAGCCGUUUCGGGAUGCAGACACAGAAAUGUGCCUCGCAUCUGGCGGAAAAUGUCUAGCGAAGCUGGCUGUUGGUUGGACAUCUCAUACAGCACGAGUUGACGAAAAUAAUUAAUAAUAAUAGUUUAUAUCUG